UCAUAAGGUUAAUUUGUGGAUAUUUUCUUGAAAAGGGAUAAUUUGUGGAUUAUUUCGGUGUAAGUUUGAUCGAAACUGUGUGAAAAAUGGCAAGAAGUGACUAUUUGACAUGGACGACAGAUGAUGUAACGACUGAGUUAAUGAAUGCCGAUAUGAGUGAAUUGAAACUUGUGGCAAAAGCAUUGUUAGAUCAUGCAUGCACUAAGCUCGGUGGCUUGGGCUUCGGAACUUCCUUUCUCUCUUGGGUUGCAUCCUUCUCGGCUAUUUAUUUGUUGAUAUUGGACCGGACGAAUUGGAGAACAAACAUGUUGACCUCGCUUUUAGUACCUUACAUAUUCUUUAGUCUUCCUCCUUCACUCUUUCACUUCUUAAGGGGUCAAUUUGGGAUGUGGGUCGCAUUCAUUGCGGUAGUACUAAGGCUCUUCUUCCCUCGCCAUUUCCCAGAUUGGCUGGAGAUACCUGGAUCAUUGAUCCUUCUUUUGGUAGUUGCGCCGAAGUUGUUUGCUCAUGCGUCUAGGGAAAGUUGGGUUGGGGUUGUGAUUUGUCUUAUGAUCGGUUGUUACCUACUUCAAGAGCAUAUUCGCGCAUCAGGCGGUUUCAGAAAUUCUUUCAUGCAGAGCCAUGGUAUAUCUAACACAAUUGGUAUUCUUUUGUUGUUCGUCUACCCAAUGUGGAGGCUCAUCACACACGUUGUUUGAAUUUAAAAUACCAAUGUAUGUACUUUCAAGAUUUUUCCAUAUUACUAAUUUAUAUUUAUAUUUUUGUUACAUACACUUUUGAGUUAUAUGUUAUGAGGGAACAUUUUAAUCUCUUGUGAAUUGAGUUUUUUUUUUUUCUAUAAGAAUGACUUGCUGCCUAUUUGUACUUUGUGGCUUUGACAUUUUAAAU
Messenger RNA from Helianthus annuus (common sunflower), 888 nucleotides. RefSeq names its product cold-regulated 413 plasma membrane protein 2. The coding region runs from base 87 to 698 and encodes 203 amino acids. The transcript is spliced from 4 exons. Gene Ontology annotation, cellular component: membrane. NCBI's taxonomy places the organism in Eukaryota, Viridiplantae, Streptophyta, Magnoliopsida, Asterales, Asteraceae. The record is from RefSeq and is a predicted model, not a curated record.